Penicillium nucicola is the source of this 603-nucleotide messenger RNA. RefSeq lists its product as uncharacterized. The transcript has 2 exons. NCBI's taxonomy places the organism in Eukaryota, Fungi, Ascomycota, Eurotiomycetes, Eurotiales, Aspergillaceae. The coding region runs from base 1 to 603 and encodes 200 amino acids. The record is from RefSeq and is a predicted model, not a curated record.
AUGGCGGACGGAUUGAACCAAGCUCGUGCUAUGCGAGUCGCUGAAAUCAUCAACGACUACCGCACCCUCCUGUUGCACAUCUCGCAACAGCGCAUGGAGGUGUGCUCUGGAGAAUAUAACGAAGAAGGCUACGUGGUACUCCGAGAGUCCCUAGCCUCCGCGCAAGCCUUGACAUCUGCCAACUACCAGCCCUGUCCGGUUACAGGGCAAGGCAAUGCCGAAACCGAGAAAGCCGAGCUUCAAAGGUAUCCAGAUCCACGCAUCAUCAGCGGGUCCUAUCGUCCAAAGCUAACGCUCCUUGCUCUUGGCAGGGUCAUUGUCGAUAGCAGCGCACGCCGUUUCCAAGCACACAAGAUUUAUCUCCGCGCCGCCGCAGCCCGACGAUGGGCUAUAGCCCGCACCAACAUCCAACGUGCCCAACGAACCCCUGCCGAGAAAGCUGCCGCCCUGAAGGGCGCCACUACCGCGCUCCAUCAGGAUCUCAAUGGAAUCACUGAUCACCAUGUUGUUUCGGACCUCCGCGCUGCGGAUAUGCGGGCAGGCCAUUGGCUUGACGACGACCCGUCUCUCGAAGUGAUCCGUCGCUGGAUUGCGGGUCGGUAA